Messenger RNA from Trypanosoma rangeli, 678 nucleotides. RefSeq names its product surface protease GP63. The coding region runs from base 1 to 678 and encodes 225 amino acids. Lineage: Eukaryota; Euglenozoa; Kinetoplastea; Trypanosomatida; Trypanosomatidae. Gene Ontology annotation, biological process: proteolysis; cell adhesion. The transcript has a single exon. Gene Ontology annotation, molecular function: metalloendopeptidase activity. The record is from RefSeq and is a predicted model, not a curated record. Gene Ontology annotation, cellular component: membrane; cytoplasm.
AUGGAUUCCAUUUACAUCUGGACCGCCCAAGAGAUCAUGACAAGGGCAAAGUCGUGGGUUAUUGAAAAUAUUCUGACUCCCCUCGCGCCCUACUGCACACAGCGACUCUUUAACGUCAAACCUGUUCAUGGACGCCUGAUCGUCACGGCAAACGCCUGCGGCCCUGAUGUGGUGAUUCCACCGGCGCAACUUACCACUGGAGUGACAGAUGCCGAUAUGAUGCUUUGCGUCCAUGCUGGUGGGACGGGUACAUCGUCCACGCCCGGUAUUCUUGGAAUCAUUACGUGGGCGGGAGUUUGCAGUACGAAUCAAUUUAGCCGGCCUGUGGUGGGACACAUCAUUUUUUUCCCCUUCUUCAUUCAAGGCUCUGACUCGGGGCGCAAGUAUGAAUAUUAUCUGCGGGUUGUGAUGCGCGAAACCUUUUAUGUACUGAGGUAUGGUCCAGCGUUUUUAAACAACAUGAUCAAUAUUAGCGAGCGACGGGGUAAGCCUGUACUCCUCGUUACAGCUCCUGCCGUUGUUACCACGGCUAGGGCGCAUCUGAAUUGCCCCACACCAGAUGGUGUGGAGUUGGAGGGCGAAGGGGGAGCUGAUACCGCGCAUGGACGCACUCGGGGAGGAGACAAUGGAUGGAUGAACUCAUGGCAGAAGUACCAAACCCGUUCCUCCAUCUAUUAG